This is a messenger RNA of Perca fluviatilis (European perch), 1957 nucleotides long. RefSeq names its product ubiquitin-conjugating enzyme E2F (putative) (gene ube2f). The coding region runs from base 322 to 876 and encodes 184 amino acids. Lineage: Eukaryota; Metazoa; Chordata; Actinopteri; Perciformes; Percidae. The record is from RefSeq and is a predicted model, not a curated record. The transcript has 10 exons.
UGUCUACACGGACAACAAUAACAAACGGAAUUUACUGCGCUUCCGUUGCCCAUGACACCGGAGCGAAGUUCUGACAGCUUAUUCUCCAAACAGUUUCUAUCCACCCCGAGCCCUCAAAUUAUCCCUUUUGAAGUUAUUUACACUCGGACGUGCCUCCUAUAACCUCCGGCUGGAGUUGCGGACAGCGUCUUGAACGGAGGAGGGCGGCUGAUUAUGGUGUAGCACGGAGCGCUAGCUCUGAGACAGCAGGCUUUGGAGCAGCAGUGCAGUGCAGCAGAGUGCAGCGUGGGGCAGACCGAGGCAGACCACAGCAGCGUAGUCAUGCUUACGUUGGCCAGUAAGCUGAAGAGGGAUGAUGGAGGAAAGGCGGGCCGUGCCUCCGGAGCCUCCGACUCCGCCCAUAGGAUCUCCAUCAGGGACCGCCUCCUUACCAAAGAAGUUGCAGAACUUGAAACCAAUCUCCCUAGUACAUGCAAAGCCAGUUUCCCAGACGAGGACAAGCUGCAUCAUUUUCAGCUGGCAGUGUCACCUGAUGAGGGUUACUACCAGAGUGGAAGGUUUCAGUUUGAAGUAGACGUCCCCGAAGCCUAUAACAUGGUGCCUCCUAAAGUGAGAUGUCUGACCAGAAUAUGGCAUCCUAACAUCACAGAGAAUGGAGAGAUCUGUUUAAGCCUAUUGCGGGAACACUCUAUUGAUGGCACAGGCUGGGCCCCAACUAGAACAUUAAAGGACGUUGUCUGGGGAUUGAACUCCUUGUUUACUGACCUGUUGAACUUCGACGACCCUUUGAACAUCGAUGCUGCAGAACAUCAUCUGAGAGACAAGGAGGAUUUUCGGAAUAAGGUUCAAGAUUACAUCAAGCACUACGCCAGAUGAUAGAAGCAUCGGCUACCUACAUUAGCCUGCACCAACCAACCAAACUGCUCUACCUUGCCUCUGCUUAUCUUGGCCAAGUCCCCCUCUCCCUCCACGUGUGUAAAUCAACAGCCGACUCUUUGACUCUUACAACUCCCUUCUCGACACCACAGCCACGCCCUGCUGUUAACCAAUUGCAAUAAAUUCCACAUUGCGGGAACGAAUAAAAAAAAAAAAAAAAAAAGAAUUAUGCAUUUAAGUAAAGACUUGCAUACAAAAGUAAAAUAUGCUUCAAUUAUCCUAAUCAAUUGAGUGUUGGACCACAAUGUCUGUUCAUUGUGACGAGAUUGCUGAAUAAGGCCGCCUCCCUGAGGUGUCCCUCUGAGCCUGUCGGAAAUGAGCCAUGGCAACGAUCGGCAAGGGAUGUGAUGAUUCACCGGCCAGUAAAAAAAAUAAAAUAAAGGAAGUGACGUUCAGCUGUUAAAAAAAAAAAAGUUCAUGAAUCAAGAGAAAGAAUAUCUGUUGCUGUUGGUCCUCUGUUCCAGUGCCUGCUAUGUUUGUGUCGCAAAAGAGAAAAUGCAUGUGAGUUCACACACAUAUAAACACACACGCACACUGUCACAUCCUGUUGUAAAAGCCAUCCCAUACAUAUACACAGGUUUCUAUACACUUGUCUAUUAUUCACACACACUGAAGUUGGAAAACCGCCAGCCCCACUAGACAGCAUGUGAAUGACCACAUUGUCCCGUUCUGUUGUCAUUCUUCUUGCAUGUGCGCACACACACACACACACACUCAUACACAACACUCAACACACAGACUUUCUGUUUUGUGUUUUCAGCUCCAGUGGGAUAAAGUACGACUUUUAAAAAAACCAAUCCAUUUUUCCGGUUUUAGAUUCACCUCUCCUCUUUGCCCUCACUCUUUUCUCUCCUCACUAUCCUUUCUUGUCUUUCCUCUACCUGUCUCUCUUGUUUUAGACACACACACAGACACACCCACAACCACAACCACAGGUACCUUUUUUCAUUGACGAUGGAGAGUUUCAUACCUACUUACAGUGCAAUCAGAAAGUACCUUACUAUGGCAGUGACACAUUUUC